AUGUCAAAAGUUACAGAGUUGUACGGAGGCGCAAUUACUACUGUGAUCCCUGGUGGGUUUUUGGAUGCAUCGCUGGUGCGUGAAGUACCUGACACCCAAGAGGUCUUUGUGAACAGCCGGAAAGAAGACGAGGCCAAGGAUUUUAACGAUGGGUUAUUAUUCAAUGAGAGUGUUAUAGUAGACCUUUUACAGAUGGUAGAUGCCAGUACUGAUAAGGAUGCAUUGGAUAUACAUAUCAAAGAGAUUGCCUCUCUGAAUAAAUCCUCAGAGUUACAUAUUGUCAAAUACGAACCCCUAACGGACACUACUCAGAGUUGUAUCUGCGUAGAAGAUGCCUACAAGUGGGGAAAGCUUUCUGAGAAGGAGACUGUUGCGGUAUGUACUGCUUUGAUCAGACUUGCCGAUGUCGAAACAGAUGUUGUGCUGACAAUAAAUGUCCCUGUGACACAGGAUCAACCUGAGGAAUUAAGCAUUUUAGAGAAAGGUGAGUUACCAUCCAGAAUCCUUGCUGCAUACAAAUUAGUCAAAGAUAUGGCUGUUCAGUUUAGAGUUGUCGACAACUCAUUGUUUGUUUAA
Messenger RNA from Maudiozyma barnettii, 576 nucleotides. It is a transcript of the gene MOG1, whose product is annotated as Ran GTPase-binding protein MOG1. The transcript has a single exon. The coding region runs from base 1 to 576 and encodes 191 amino acids. The record is from RefSeq and is a predicted model, not a curated record. Gene Ontology annotation, molecular function: guanyl-nucleotide exchange factor activity; small GTPase binding. Gene Ontology annotation, cellular component: nucleus. Lineage: Eukaryota; Fungi; Ascomycota; Saccharomycetes; Saccharomycetales; Saccharomycetaceae. Gene Ontology annotation, biological process: protein import into nucleus.